Molecule: messenger RNA, 1303 nt
Organism: Monoraphidium neglectum
Lineage: Eukaryota; Viridiplantae; Chlorophyta; Chlorophyceae; Sphaeropleales; Selenastraceae
Product: DNA polymerase alpha subunit A
Exons: 11
Biological process (GO): lagging strand elongation; mitotic DNA replication initiation; leading strand elongation
Cellular component (GO): alpha DNA polymerase:primase complex
Molecular function (GO): purine nucleotide binding; single-stranded DNA binding; DNA-directed DNA polymerase activity
Source: RefSeq, a predicted model, not a curated record
AUGCCCUUCUACCUUAUUGAUGCUUUCGAGAACCCGGACAGGCCUGAUGUGCUGUAUCUGUUUGGUAAGGCCUGGUAUCGCGGGAAGUGGUCCUCCUGCUGCACCCUGGUGCCAAACAUGCACCGCAGCCUGCUGGUCGUGCCGGCGCCCCACGUUUUCGCGGACCCAUCCGGAGAGCUGGCAGCCCUCGAGGCUGCCGCCAAGGAUGCCGCAGCCGCGGCCGCGGCGGCCCCGGCCAGCGCAGGGGCGGGCGCGGCCGAGGAGGGCGGGGGCGAGGGCGGCGAGCUGCAGGCGGCGGCGCAGGCGGCGCGGCUGGAGCUUCUCAAGGCGCUGCACGCCCGCGCCGCCGACCUGAAGGCCGAGCUGCGCGCGCUGCUGCUGCGCCAGGGCGUGCGCAGCAUGCGCGUCGUGCCUGUCAGGAGGAACUACGCCUUUGAGGACCCCAGUGUGCCGCAUGGGGAGCAGUGGGUGCUGAAGGUGCGCUACCCUGCGGCAGAGCCUACCCUGAUGACGACGCUCAAGGGGGAGCACUUCAGGGCUGUGUUCAACACGCGUCAGAGCCUGCUGGAGGCCCUCGUGCUCAAGCGGCGCGUCAUGGGCCCGGGCUGGGUGCUGCUGCAGGCGCCGCGCAUCAAGGAGGGCUCCGCCAUGGUGUCCUGGUGCAAGCUGGAGGUCGAGCUGUCUGGCCCCAAGGCGCUCCUGGCCGGCAAGCACGCCGGCGCAGCCGAGCUGCGUGCGCGGCGCCCCCCGCCGCCGCUGACCGCGGCGGCGCUGAACCUGCGGCUGCACACCAACCCGCAGACGCAGCAGCCGGAGAUCCUGGCAGCCAGCGUGGUGCACCUGGCGGGGGUCUCCCCCGACUCCCCCAUGCCGCGGGAGGAGUGGAGCAGCCCGCAGCUGCUGAGAAACUUCACGGUCGUCAGGAAGCUGGACGGGCACCCCUGGCCGCCGGGGUACGAGGCGUCUGUUGCGGCCGACAACGCGUCGCCGCGCGGGCGGCUCAACGGCGGCAGCAUGGUGGUGCCGCAGCCCAACGAGAGGGCGCUGCUGGGCUGCCUGCUGGCCAAGCUGCAGGCCCUGGAUGCGGACGUUCUUGUGGGGCACAACAUCAGCGCCUUUGACCUCAGCGUGCUGCUGCACAGGCUACAGGCCCUGAAGGUCCCCCUGUGGAGCCGCGUCGGCCGCCUGCGCCGCAACACCUUCCCCAAGCUCACCGGCGGCGGCCACAUCUUCGGCGGCGGCGCGAGCGCGGGGCUGCUCACGUGCCUGGCGGGGCGGCUGCUGUGCGAUACGUACCUGUCAG